AUGGAAUUGAAAAAAGACCACAUUGUGGCGUUGAUAGUAUCUGCCUGCAUUCUUUUUGGCGUACUCUUGUUGUUAUGUCUUUGCUGCUGCUGUAUGGGAAGAAAGAAACAACAGCAAACAUCGAAAUCGAGCGAUGUUGGUGUUGGUAGACCAACAGCGACACCAACAAGUAAAGGUGUAAGAGACGGCAACAUGGCUAUUUUGGGUGCAGCUACUGAUGUUCUAGCUGCUAGUGCUAUUAUAUCCGCUUCUCAAGCUGGAUGUGGUGGUGGCGGAUGUGGAGGUGGUGGUUGUGGCGGUGGCGGUGGCGGUUGUGGAGGUGGAGGAUGUGGUGGUGGCGGUUUUGGUGGUGGCUGCUAA
Chenopodium quinoa (quinoa) is the source of this 360-nucleotide messenger RNA. RefSeq names its product serine/arginine-rich splicing factor 1-like. The record is from RefSeq and is a predicted model, not a curated record. Lineage: Eukaryota; Viridiplantae; Streptophyta; Magnoliopsida; Caryophyllales; Amaranthaceae. Bases 1 to 360 code for a protein of 119 amino acids. The transcript has a single exon.